AGGAGGUUCCACCAGGUUUAGAUCUUUAGAAGCAAUAUCCCGAACACCACAAGAAAAAACACCAACACCCAUCUAGCUAAGGCAGACAUCUUGCAUGUCGUGUCCGGAGGGGUUCUUGAAGCCCCAGAGCCCCAUAGCUAAGGACUGUUACCAGGCUAUCUUGGGUCCUAUGAGCCUUGUGGGCUCUCCAGAAAGGAUAGAGGACGAAAUGUCCAAAAUUCUCACUGGGGUUUUAAAGAAAAAUGAGAAUUAUGCGGUUUUCGCAGGAAUUUCGCAAGGAUUUUUGCAUAAUUUACUCGGUUCCGCAUUCAUGCACUGGUUUUUGCAUAGGUUUUCUCUUAAAAAAAGAAAAAAACUACUGUUGAAAAAGAGGAAGUAGGCCUUCCCCACAUGGCGAAAAUUGGUAGAUAGGCUGUUUCAGGU
Molecule: messenger RNA, 423 nt
Organism: Umbelopsis ramanniana AG
Lineage: Eukaryota; Fungi; Mucoromycota; Umbelopsidomycetes; Umbelopsidales; Umbelopsidaceae
Exons: 2
Coding region: 95-379 (94 amino acids)
Source: RefSeq, a predicted model, not a curated record